GACAGCCAGGCGGUUGAAUGUACAUCUCGAUUGUCGAGGCAACCCCCUGGUAAAUGGGCGUGUGACUGGCUGGCUGGGUCUCGAGACACCGGAGACUCCAAACGAAGCCUGUGUUCUCAACAGCGCUACAGUAGCUGAGCACACAGGCAGGAGAGGUGCGUGACGCGCAGUACAGAGGGAGGAAUAAGAAAUGCUAAAUUCGACUCACGCAGUCAAUGCCUUCAAUCAAUCAAUGAUCUAUAGGAUAUUGACAUUUUCUAACCUCGGGUGAUAUUUUGGACUGACUUUUACCGGCGCCGUGCUGCUCAUUCUAAGCGCAAAUCCCUCAUCCCUCACUUGAUACUAGUGAGAGCAGCGGAUAGCUGGCUGUGUGUACGCUAAAUUGAGUCUCUGGGAAGGGAUUGGCAGCGGGUGCGUGCCUUUGCGCGGAGCAGAGAGGUGCUGAGCUUCAGGGUUGCCCGGACCGGCCCCGGCGUACUACAGGCUACUGAUUGACUGGGGAAAUAAUUGGGAAUUGACUUCCUCUCUCGUCAGCGGUGGAGACCUGUCCUUUCCUGUGGUUGUUUUUGAGGUUAACGGAUUUGGAAGGAGGUGCGGAGAUUUUGACAGAGAAACAGAGAGGGCAUACUGUCAGCCUGCCGAAAACUGCUUCGCUUCGAUAUUGGAUACAUAUGGGGUUGUGAGUGAGUCUACAAGACGCAGCGCCGACGGAUUACCUCUUGCCUGGUCAUCGUUUCCAAGGAGUUGAAACGGGAGUGGUGCUGGUGCCGGGGAUUUUUACUUAUUCUUUGACUCGCUCCGACUACUUGUGUGGAGGAAAUGGCAACGCCAGUGUUUGAGAGAGGACCCCAACUGAAAGAGAGAGGAAACCGGACCUGAAUGACAGGAUACAGCAGCCGACCUGAGACAUAUCCAGACACAUUUCAACUGCUUUAGUCAAGACACUUCUGCUUUAUUUGUUUUCUUUCGGCCCAAGCCUGAACAUAAGGAAGAAUAACAGAAAAACCUUGGGAGUAGUUUUAUUUCGUUUUUCCUCAUUUUAUUUUGUUUCUAACAAAACAAGGAUGCAUUGUGGAUUAGUGCUGUUCCUCUUAAUGGGAAUCUUCUUCGUCGCUAAGGCUUUCAAAAAUGACAAAUGUGGGGACAACAUCAGAAUAACCAAUGCGAAUUACCUCACAUCGCCUGGGUAUCCGACAUCAUAUUUGCCAUCUCAGAAAUGCGUUUGGGUGAUAACAGCGCCUGGACCUCACCAAAGAAUUCUAAUCAACUUUAACCCGCAUUUCGAUCUCGAGGACAGAGAGUGCAAGUAUGACUAUGUGGAGGUGCGUGACGGCGUGGAUGAGAAUGGUCAGCUGGUGGGGAAGUACUGUGGGAAGAUCGCCCCGUCACCCGUGGUGUCUUCUGGGAACCAGCUCUACAUCAAGUUUGUGUCCGACUACGAGACCCAUGGAGCAGGCUUCUCCAUCCGCUAUGAGAUCUUCAAAACAGGUCCGGAAUGUUCCAGGAACCUCACGUCUAACAGCGGGGUGAUAAAGUCACCUGGUUUCCCGGAGAAGUAUCCCAACAACCUGGACUGCACCUUUAUGAUCUUCUCCCCCAAGAUGUCCGAGAUCAUCCUGGAGUUCGAGAGCUUCGAGCUGGAGCCUGACACCACUCCUCCCACCGGGGUCUUCUGUCGAUACGAUAGGCUAGAGAUCUGGGACGGCUUCCCUGGAGUUGGUCCGUACAUUGGGCGGUACUGUGGUCAGAACACCCCUGGUCGUAUCAUCUCUUAUACGGGCAUCCUAGCCCUGAUAAUCAACACAGACAGUGCCAUCGCCAAGGAGGGCUUCUCUGCCAACUUCACUGUGUUGGAACGGACCGUGCCAGAAGACUUUGACUGUACAGACCCGUUGGGUAUGGAGUCAGGGGAGAUAGCAUCAGAGCAGAUCGUAGCUUCGUCCCAGUACAACCCUGGCUGGUCCCCGGAGCGAGCCAGACUCAACUACUAUGAGAACGCAUGGACACCAGGAGAGGACAACAACAAGGAGUGGAUACAGGUUUUCCAAGGGAACACCAACCCCAUUGAAGUCGCCAGGACGAAGCUUCCCAAACCCACGCUCACCCGCUUCAUCCGGAUCCGGCCCGUCGCCUGGGAAACAGGCAUCGCUCUGCGCUUCGAGGUGUACGGCUGUAAAAUAUCAGAGUAUCCAUGUUCAGGCAUGCUUGGCAUGGUAUCGGGCCUGAUCACUGAUGCCCAGAUCACAGCUUCGUCCCACACGGACCGGAGCUGGGUACCCGAGAACGCCCGCCUGCUGACCAGUCGCUCCGGGUGGACCCUGCUGCCCCAGCCCCAGCCCUUCACCUCAGAGUGGCUACAGGUGGACCUGGGGGAGGAGAAGCUGGUACGAGGGCUCAUCAUCCAGGGAGGGAAACACAGAGAGAACAAAGUGUUCAUGAAGAAGUUCAGACUGGGAUACAGUAACAACGAAUCUGAUUGGAAGAUGGUCCAGGACGCCAGCGGCAACAAGCCAAAGAUUUUCGAGGGGAAUCAGAACUACGAUACACCAGAGCUGAGGACUGUGGAGCCCUUGCUGACCCGAUACAUCAGGGUUUACCCAGAGAGGUCCACCCCUGCUGGGAUGGGCCUGCGUCUCGAGCUCCUGGGCUGUGAGAUGGAAGCUCCCACAAUCCCCCCCACCACGCCCGCCCCCACCACUGCCCCAUCAGACGACUGUGAUGAUGACCAGGCCAGCUGCCACAGUGGAACAGGUGAUGACUACGAAGGGACAGGUGGAACCACAAUGCCAGAGGCUAUGACAGAUGUGGACACCAUCCCAGCGUUCCUGUGGUUUGCGUGUGACUUUGGCUGGGCCAAUGACCCCUCGUUCUGUGGUUGGACCUCAGAGGACAGCGGCUUCAGAUGGCAGAUCCAGUCCAGCGGCACGCCCACACUCAACACUGGACCCAACAUGGACCACACAGGUGGAUCCGGUAAUUUCAUCUACACACUAGCGACGGGCGCCCAGGAAACGGAGGUUGCUAGGCUGGUCAGUCCGGUGGUGACAGUCGGUCAGUCUGACCUGUGCGUCUCGUUCUGGUACCACAUGUUUGGCUCGCAUAUCGGCACGCUGCACAUCAAACAGAGGAAGGAGACGGUGGACGGCAUGGCCGACAUACUUCUGUGGACCGUCAGCGGUCACCAGGGCAACCGCUGGAGAGAGGGACGCGUGCUGGUGCCGCACUCCAGUAAACCCUAUCAGGUGGUGAUUGAAGGGUUGGUGGAGAGGAAGAGCUGGGGUGAUAUCGCUGUGGACGAUAUCAAGAUCCUGGACAAUCUGAACAUGGCUGACUGCAAGGAUCCUGAUGUUCCUACAGAGCCCAUGCUGCCUGAAGACAGAUUCAAUGAGAUCAUUGUGGACAUCACAGACUUCCCUGAGAUCGUGGAGAACAAUGAGAUCCUGAACGGUGUCAGUGGCGGGGCAGGUAACAUGCUCAAGACACUGGACCCUAUCCUCAUCACCAUCAUCGCUAUGAGCGCCCUAGGGGUCUUCCUGGGGGCCAUCUGUGGGGUCGUCCUCUACUGUGCCUGCUCACACGGCCACAUGUCCGACAGGAACUUAUCCGCUCUGGAGAACUAUAACUUUGAGCUGGUGGAUGGAGUCAAGCUAAAGAAGGACAAACUCAAUUCACAGAACUCAUACACAGAGGCGUGAAUAGGAAGGGGGAAGUGAGACGUGCGUGUGGGGAGUGCACAAGACUGUAGGCAUAGCCAAGACUCAAUAAGUUGCCGGGCCUAAAGGGACUGCCGGAAGCCUCUCAUUGGAGGAGGCCCAGGUUCAGGAACCAAUGGGAGGUUGUGACUGAUCCAUUGCUUUUCUCAGGAGCUGCAGUAACAGGAACCUACCAGUAGGGGACACUGUGUACAAAAUUAAAUACAGGAGAAAAAAUCUGUACAGAUGAUUAGAUGAUUAUUUUAAUUUUUCUAUUUGAUUUUCAUUCAUUUUUACAAUCGGAUGCUGGUGUUGAGACCAAUUUAAUGAUUAUAAUGUUUAAAGUAUUUAUCAUUUUCUGGGAGGAAGAAACCAUUUUGUUAUUAUUAUUUUAAAUCAAAGUUGUUAUUUUUGUGUUGAAAGAGAAGUAUCAAAAUCCAAAAUGAACCUUAACUGACAAUGUUGUUGGUUGUACUGCCACAUGGGGGGAUAGAAGCAGGGCGUGCCCCCCCCCCUCCCCCCUUUAUGACCCCUGCCCUCUGCCUCUGUCUACAGGUGCGGAUCAGAGGUUAAGGAUAACGGUCACGCCCCUGGGCAGUAGAUGGUUCUGACAGUGCCUUUAAUACAUCUUAGUUGGCGUUUUUUUCCUCCAUUAAGUUCUGACAACGUUAUGAUAAUGAUCUGAAAACUAAAGCAGAGGCUUUCAAUGAGCUAAUAAUCAAGUCUGCAAAACAUGAUCCAAUCCAAUCCCUCCAUGGCGCUUUUCUCUCUCUGUCCCAGACACACAUAAUAUUGUAUAUAAGUUUUAAUAUAUUUUAAUGCCCUUUUUUAAGAAAGUAAAAGGUCAAAAAAAAAAGCUGCAGUAUCCCUUUUUUCAAUGGGUUGUGUGUUGUAAAUACAAUCGUUUGACUGUUGUUGUGAAGAGUGAAGUGUUGUGGUUUUAUUGUUUCAUUUCGUUGCUCUCCAGAAGAGAGCAGACUCUGUGUGCUGUGUGAAGAUAGACCGCUGUUAUGACAAUUCAGUGCACAUUCAGAGAAGACUUGCUUGUUCAGUCUGACUGAGCAGUCAAUGGCAUCUACGUUUUCUAGAUGCAAUCCACUUCAUGACACCAUGGAGGGGACAACGAAGAAGUUAUCAUAAACACAAAUGAAAAAAGACAAACAGUUGUAUUCAUGUUAUUAACUUCAAUACACAAAUGAACAUAUGGCAGCCACACACCCCUAUCCUCCUCCUCUCACACAGGGUCUGUCCUCUAUUCUCAUAUCAACAGCAGCAGUAGAGGAAGAUAUAUGGAAUGUCUGUCUGCCAGCAUACCAAAAAACAACCAUUGCUUUUGCUUUGCUUUAGCUAUAUGAGUUGACCAGUGGAGUUGACCGCCUCCAGUUCCAUAGGUAUGGGGUAGCAGGUAGUCUAGCGGGUUAGAGUGUUGGGACAGCGAACCGAAAUGUUGCUUGUUUGAAUCCCUGAGCUGGCCAGGUGGAAUAAUCUGCUGUUCUUCCCUUGAGCAAGGCGGUUUACCCCCAAAACAACUGUGUGCCGUGGAUGUCGAUUAAGGCAGCCCCCUUCAGAGGGCUUUAAUGCGCAAGACACAUUUCGGUUGAAUGCAUUCAGUUGUGCAACUGACUAGGUAUCUCCUUUCCCAGGCAUCUGUGGAUUGUCCUACAAAAAAACAACAUUGUGACUUAGAAUGCACUUUGUCAUUCGACGUCUAAAUCCUCUCUAGCGUGAUUUAGGCUGAGGGGGGCUUACUGAAGAAUGGCUUUUACAACUGACGUUCACACAGCAGGCAAGAUUUUCAUAAUCAUGAUCAUAGGUUUGUAUUGUGUUGUCACAUAUUGGACACACUACGGCCUAGGUUUACGUCUAUAAAACGUGUAGCAGCCAAACGUCGUGAUGUCAGGGCUGAUGUCAUAAGGGAAGGACGCUGGUACAGAGCUAAGCGGUCGAGUGAUGUCGUCAUGCAUGGCGAAUCAGGUCACUCGCCCUGUUGUCUUUACCAAAGGAUGAUUGGAUACCUCUUCUACUUGGGGAGGGGUUUGUGAUCAGCACACUACUACUGGACUGUCUGCAGCCUUUCAACCACAUCAACACCUUUUUCAAUGAACGUUCACAGGAAAUUGACCUCUUGCGUUGCACUGACUGGAAUGGACUCCCGGCAAUUUCAAAAAGGGGAAGGUGGGUUGACUAUAGAAACUGCAAUGUUUGAUGGUUCAUUUUUAUACAUGUUUUUCAGCUGAAGUUGCAUAUCUUGCGUCAAUGUGAACUCUGAAAUCUCUUGAGACCUGCCGAUGGAUUUAGCAAUGCUCCAAAAGAGUUUUGGAUGGGGAAGUAAAGGUCUAAGGAGGACUUGACCAUUGGAAAGGCCCAUUGGAUUUUCUACACCACAACAAUCAGAGACAUAAUGAUGUUGAACAGGAGGACAUCUGCUAUAUCCGUGUACUAUGUCGUGUGCUGUGGUGAACACAUGCUCAGCUUGGCUUUUGUUCAUUUCAGGUUUGAUGUCCCACUUUGCAAUGCUUACUGUUUUGUGCAUUCAGCGUUGAGGACAGUAUCCUCAGUCUGGUAACUAGAGAAAAGGAUACUGUAGUGUGGAAACUAAAAAGAAACAAUGUUGCACUGAUAAAUAUAUUUAAGAAGUUUGUGUUUAUAGCAUUCAUUUGUAAAGAAAAUCUAAAACUGAAAAAAACUGUGUUCAUUUUCUUUCUUCUUUUUUAUAGUUUCAGAUUGUGAUAUAAUUCAGAAAUGUACAAAUUGAGAUGUUUUCAUUAUUGAAAAAGGUAUACAAAAUCCCUAUAGUUAUGUCCCCAUUUACCUGAAUUAUUAGCGCUUCGUUUUGUACUGUCAUUCAAAUUUUGUGCACAUUUUUUUUACCAAAAAAAAAAUACUUUUAUUUUCAAUACUGCUUCUGUAAUUUGCUGUUGUAGGAAAAGAUUAAUAAACAGCAAGCCUUAAAAAAACUGGGCGGAACAUU
Messenger RNA from Salvelinus fontinalis (brook trout), 6663 nucleotides. RefSeq names its product neuropilin-1a. Gene Ontology annotation, biological process: axon guidance; vascular endothelial growth factor signaling pathway; angiogenesis. The record is from RefSeq and is a predicted model, not a curated record. Gene Ontology annotation, molecular function: semaphorin receptor activity; vascular endothelial growth factor receptor activity. Gene Ontology annotation, cellular component: membrane. NCBI's taxonomy places the organism in Eukaryota, Metazoa, Chordata, Actinopteri, Salmoniformes, Salmonidae.